This is a messenger RNA of Kluyveromyces lactis, 294 nucleotides long. RefSeq names its product SAGA histone acetyltransferase complex subunit SGF11 (gene SGF11). The record is from RefSeq and is a predicted model, not a curated record. The transcript has a single exon. Lineage: Eukaryota; Fungi; Ascomycota; Saccharomycetes; Saccharomycetales; Saccharomycetaceae. The coding region runs from base 1 to 294 and encodes 97 amino acids.
AUGACUGCUUCUUUGACCACAGAUUCGGUUGCCGAUUCCAUAUAUCAGAACAUUCUUACUUCUAUCAUCCAAGAUAUCAUCUCGCGUCAAACAGUGAAGAGAAAGCUUCUGAAACUGCAAUUCCCGGAUGCUAAACCGUAUUACGCUGACCCGUCAGGAACAUUGGAUAUACACGGUAAGGCAAAGCAAGCAGACUCCGCCGUUUACAUCGAAUGUAAUGUCUGUGGACGGGAAGUUAGUGGGAACAGGUUCGCUGCUCAUCUCGUUAGAUGCUUAUCACGUGGUAGAAGGUGA